This is a messenger RNA of Dicrocoelium dendriticum, 1116 nucleotides long. The record is from the annotation of a GenBank genome assembly. Lineage: Eukaryota; Metazoa; Platyhelminthes; Trematoda; Plagiorchiida; Dicrocoeliidae.
GGACAGAGUAAAUAACUACUUUUUCUGUGACAGAGUUCUCGCAUCAGUCAUUACUUCAUUAUGUAAUGCUGACACAUUUCUUAUCACAUUGCGAGGUGUGGCUUCUGGUACCAUUGGCUUCUCCAUUCUGAGGACAUGAGUCAUGACAACACGCAGUUGACUGUUUUUGUACGAUGUUGCUGCCUUGUGUCUUGAUGAGUGCCACUUCAUACAACCACUGUGCUGGCAUCUCCAUGUUUAGUGCGAAAAGCGAAAUAUCCAAAAUCCAAGUAUGUUCUUCUUGGAUACUUCAUCGAUAAGGCUACAACAAAAAAUGGCAAGGUAUGUUUAAGUUAACUUUACAUUUCACCUAUUCUCGUCAAUCGUUUACACAACUCGUGCAAGCAAUGCGCCGUCCAGCACAUUCGCUCGCCGCCGUUUCACCCACAGUCGAAUGGCCAGGCGGAAAGGUUUGUCCAUACGUUCAAGGGAGCUCACCACAAAUCAAACAAGAGGGACGUUUGGAGGAAGUGAUUGACCGGUUCGUUUUACUCUACCGAUCAACAUCGAAUCCACAAGCGCCAGACGGAGUUUCUCCAACACAGGCUAUCAUGAACAGGAAGCUGCGCAUGCCUUUCCACACCAUCCGACUGCGCUCGGAAUCCUCUGUUGGUGAAAGAAACCGCAGAAUGGAACAGGAUUUUAACCGGCGGCAUGGAGCAAAGAAGCGAUCGUUUACGCUUGGACAGAAGGUGCUAGUACAUGACUAUCGGGAAGGCCAUGCGAAAUGGACGCCAGGGACGGUCAAAAGCAAGCGCGGAAACAUCAUGUAUGACGUGAUGGUGGGCGCACAGAUCUGGCCACGGCAUGCAAACCAGUUACGACCCACCUUGUGCCAACCAGAACAAGCAAGGCCUACCGACCUCCCGUUCAAUAUAUUGGUGAAAAGCUUCAGCUCGCCGAAGGCAGCAGUGGACGACUGCACACAGUCAAGCAAAGCAUCCAGAACACGGACAUCGGAACGCAGCUCUCAGGCACUUCUGCCAAGGAGAUGUACCGACAGGCAGAGAACACCGUCCCGAAGACUGCAAGUUAAUCCUAAGCUUUCGUCGUAUACCUCGGGCGAUAUCUCAUGAG